GCCGUAUCUAUAAUGGCGGAACGCGGGGACACAGAGGCGGAGAGAUAUACCACCGAUAUUCGGAUGGCACAGCAGCAACAAGCUUUGCGUUUUCGUGGCCCAACGCCUCCACCCAGUCCGGUCAUGAGGGGCCCGCCACCUCUUCUUCGUCCACCUCCUCCCUUUGCAAUGAUGCGUGGGCCUCCUCCACCUCCACGCCCUCCUUUUGGUCGUCCUCCUUUUGAUCCUAGCAUGCCACCAAUACCUCCCCUAAGUGGAAUCCCUCCACCUAUUGCUCCUCCUCACCUACAGAGGCCGCCUUUCAUGCCUCCGCAUAUAGGAAGUAUGCCUCCUCCUGGAAUGUUGUUUCCCCCUGGGAUGCCGCCUGUUUCAACACCUGCAACAACUCCUACUCCCAGUCAAAGCCCUACACCUACACAAGCACCAACAUUGACCCCAAAUGAGGAGAUAUGGGUAGAGAACAAGACUCCAGAUGGGAAGGUGUAUUAUUAUAAUGCCCGGACUCGGGAGUCUGCAUGGUCAAAACCAGAUGGUGUGAAGGUCAUCCAACAGUCAGAACUGACUCCAUUGAUGGCAGCCCAGGCACAGGCCCAGGUUCAAGCAGCCCAGGCACAAGCCCAAGCUCAGGCUCAAGUACAGGUAGCACAGGCUCAAGCCCAGGCAGCUCAAGCUCAGGUUGCUCAUUCACAGCCUAUCCAUUCUCAGAGUGUAACAGGUGCCAUGCCUGUAACUGUGUCUUCGAUCAGCGUUGCCACAUCUCUGCCAACCGUGUCUUCAGUGCAAAGCUUGUCAGCACAGUUAUCCCAAGUUCUGCCUCAUACAGUUUCGCAUGCAGUUCCACAGCCCACAGCAGCAAUCACAGCAUUUCCUCCAGUCAUGGUACCUCCAUUUCGUGUUCCCCUUCCUGGCAUGCCCAUACCAUUACCAGGUGUCUUGCCCGGCAUUGCCCCGCCGAUUGUACCAAUGAUACAUCCCCAAGUGGCUCUCGCUGCUUCUCCUGCAACUUUAGCUGGAGCCACCAUAUUGUCAGAAUGGUCAGAAUAUAAAACAGCCGACGGAAAGACAUAUUAUUACAAUAACAGGACUUUGGAAUCAACGUGGGAUAAACCGCAGGAACUCAAAGAAAAAGAUAAAGAGGUUGAAAAGGUAAAAGAAUCGACAAAACCAGAAGCCGUUAUUAAGGAAGAGCCUCAAGCAAUGGAUACAGAAGAAGAAAUACUAAAGGAAGAACCUCCCAAGGAGAUAAAGGAGGAGCCAAAAGAGGAGGAGAUGACGGAGGAAGAAAAGGCAGCUCAAAAAGCCCGGCCAGUGGCUACUACACCAAUCCCUGGCACUCCAUGGUGCAUUGUGUGGACUGGUGAUGAACGGGUGUUUUUCUACAAUCCCACCACUCGGCUUUCCAUGUGGGACCGACCAGAAGACCUUAUUGGAAGGGCUGAUGUAGACAAAAUCAUUCAGGAGCCUCCGCAUAAAAGAGGAAUGGAGGAUGGCAAGAAAUAUUACAAAGAAGAUCAAGACUCUGCUGAAGAUGCAAAUGACGAUGAGCCUAUAAAAGCAAAGAAGAGAAAGAAGGAUGACCCAGAGGCUGAUAAGGAAACUGCGAUGGAGGCCGAAAUAAAAGCUGCUCGUGAAAGAGCAAUUGUUCCCCUGGAUUCUCGAAUGAAACAGUUUAGAGAUAUGCUGCUGGAG
Xenopus laevis (African clawed frog) is the source of this 1689-nucleotide messenger RNA. It is a transcript of the gene tcerg1.L, whose product is annotated as transcription elongation regulator 1 L homeolog. Gene Ontology annotation, molecular function: transcription coregulator activity; RNA polymerase binding. The record is from RefSeq and is marked provisional. Gene Ontology annotation, cellular component: nucleus. Lineage: Eukaryota; Metazoa; Chordata; Amphibia; Anura; Pipidae.